Messenger RNA from Lotus japonicus, 2968 nucleotides. Its product is annotated as protein FAR1-RELATED SEQUENCE 4. The record is from RefSeq and is a predicted model, not a curated record. Lineage: Eukaryota; Viridiplantae; Streptophyta; Magnoliopsida; Fabales; Fabaceae. Gene Ontology annotation, biological process: regulation of DNA-templated transcription. Gene Ontology annotation, molecular function: zinc ion binding. The transcript has 4 exons. The coding region runs from base 397 to 2631 and encodes 744 amino acids.
AAGUUUGUGUUCUGAUGACUGCAACUUCCGUUUCAGAUAAAAGUAAGCUGGAAAGGCGACUCGUGAAGCAGCGAGUUAUUUCCUCUACAGCUAAAUCAGUAGACGAGGUUUAUUCAGAAUAAGUCCUUGUUCAUCGUGUAUUAUAGGACAAUUACCCACAUAUAAACCCUAAUUUUCUUUCCAACCCAAUUUCAAAGAAGAAUGGAAGAUGUUACUCUAAUUCCUACUGGUUAGGGCUUUGAUCCGAGCGUGCGGCAACGGGUUUCUCACAUCAGAGGCGGCGAGGGGACGAACAAGGGUUCAACCCGAAGUAUCCUUGUUGCUGGAUAAUUGAGCAGACCGUUGUAUCUUUUAGAAGUGACUUGGAAGUGGAACCUGAAUGUUGCUGUGGUAAUUAUGGAUUCUUCUCUUGUCUUGGCUAACCCAGUUUUGGAGCCUCAUUAUGAUAUAGAAUUUGAAUCUCAUGAAGCUGCAUAUGCAUUUUACAAAGAAUAUGCUAAGUCUGCGGGGUUCGGUACUGCUAAGUUGAGCAGUCGCCGGUCUAGGGCGUCGAAGGAAUUUAUUGAUGCCAAAUUUUCAUGUAUAAGAUAUGGUAAUAAGCAGCAAUCUGAUGAUGCAAUUAAUCCACGUCCCUCUCCAAAAAUUGGUUGUAAAGCUAGCAUGCAUGUGAAGAGAAGACAAGAUGGCAAGUGGUAUGUCUAUAGCUUUGUGAAGGAGCACAAUCAUGAGCUUUUACCUGCUCAAGCUCAUUUUUUUCGGAGUCACCGGAGUUCUGACCCGUUAAGUAAUGAUGUUCGGAUGCGAAGACGGAAGAACUCAACUGCAGGUUGUAAAUUAUUUGGUGCAUAUCAAAAUGUUGAUUGUUUAGAGAACUUUAUGAAACAUCAACAUGAUAAAGGACGGAGUUUGGUUUUAGAAGCAGGGCAUGCCCAAUUGCUUCUUGAACUCUUCAUGCACAUGCAAGAAGAGAAUCCAAAAUUCUUCUAUGCAGUUGAUUUGAAUGAAGAACAUCGACUGAGAAAUGUGUUCUGGGUUGAUGCUAAAGGGUUAGAAGAUUUUGCUUAUUUUUCUGAUGUUGUCUCUUUUGACACAACAUAUUUCACAAGCAAGUAUAAAAUACCCUUGGUACUUUUCAUUGGAGUAAACCAUCAUAUUCAACCAACAUUGCUUGGCUGUGCAUUGAUUGCCGAUGAGACAAUAUAUACUUAUGCCUGGUUACUGCAAACAUGGUUAAUAGCAAUGGGCGAGCGAGCUCCACAAGUCAUUCUCACUGACCAAAAUGAUGCUAUUAAAGCAGCGGUUGCUGCUGUUCUUCCAGGAACACGUCAUUGUUUUUGUUUAUGGCAUGUUUUGGAAAAGAUACCAAAACAACUUGAAUUUUUAAGUGCAUGGCAUGAUAGCUUCAUGGAAAAAUUUAACAAAUGUAUAUAUAAAUCAUGGACGGAGGAGCAAUUUGAAAAGAGAUGGUGGAAGUUGGUUGACAGGUUUAACCUUAAAGAGGUUGAAUGGGUCCAAUCCUUGUAUGAUGAUCGUACAUUUUGGGUGCCAACUUUUAUGAGAGAUAUUUCUUUUGCUGGCUUGUCUACUAGUUCAAGGUCAGAAAGUUUAAAUACUUUGCUUGACAACUAUAUCCAUGCUGAUACUUCGUUGAAGGAAUUUAUAGAACAGUACCAAGUGAUUCUUGAAGAUAGACAUGAAGAGGAAGCCAAAGCAAAUUUUGAUGCAUGGCAUGAAACACCUGAGUUGAAAUCUCCUUCCCCUUUUGAAAAACAGUUGUUGUCAGUUUACACACAUGAAAUUUAUAAGAAGUUUCAGUUUGAGGUUUUGGGUGCAGCUGCUUGCCAUCUUAAGAAAGAAAGUGAUGGUGUGACUACUACUUAUGCUGUAAAAGACUUUGAAAAUAAUCAAAACUAUAUGGUAGAAUGGAACACAUCAAACUCAGAUAUUUGUUGUUCAUGCCACUUGUUUGAAUAUAAAGGCUACCUUUGUAGACAUGCUAUUGUUGUUCUACAAAUGUCUGGUGUUUUCAGCAUCCCACCAAAGUAUAUAUUGCAAAGAUGGACAAAUGCUGCUAUGAGCAGGCAUCCUAUUGGUGAAAAAUUGGAAGAGAUUCAAUCCAAGGUCCGGCGAUUCAAUGAUUUAUGUAGACGAGCCAUUAUAUUGGGUGAAGAAGGUUCUUUGUCUCAAGAAAGUUACUAUACUGCUUUAGGUUCCAUAAGUGAAGCUCUGAAGCAAUGUACAAAUUUGAACAACUCUGUUGAGAAUGGUAUGAGACCUGAUGCCAUAGCUACCAAUGUUGUCUGCAAUGUUGAGUAUCAACCUUUUAUUACAUCUAACAAUAAGGUCCCUGAUCCUACUACGGCUAAGAAGACUGUGAGGUCUGAUGUGGCUGGUACUGGUAGGAGUCCAGGAACUGUUGAAAAUAGUGAAGGAAAUAAAGGAAAGGUAUCUCAGCUUGAAGCAGUGAGCAGGAAAGACGGUUUUCAAGAAAUGGAGCCAACUGAUCUAAGGUCACACAAUGUCAUGCCGAUGCAGUUUCACAGUAUGGUGCCACCCCUAUUCCAUAAUGUUUCGCCACCGUUUCAUACUGCAGCUUCAACUCAUUUGCAUGAGAACCGUCUUCCUCGUUAGCUGUAUUUUUCUAAGAAGAUCUGUGUUGUCCAAUGUAUUAUAGAACUGUACAUAAAAGAUGCUAAUUGUGAAAGGCAUACAUCUUUCGCUUAUGGUAUCUGUUUUGCAGUGAGGGUUGACAGCAAUUGAGUUCGAUAGUUUUGCUGCUAACUUGCGGACAUUUAUAUUCCAAAAGUAGGCUCACCAUCGACGUAAGUUUUAUGUAUUCAUGUUCUGUUAGGUUUGUGCAAUGUGGUGGUAGAUGCAUAUCGUUUUGACUGUAUGUAGUGUUGAUGUUGCGCACCUUAGUAAGACAUAUGGAAUGAAAUUGCAACUCAAGGAUUUCGAUUUGUUCUAA